AUGCAAAUUCCCAAAGUACCUCCUCCACCAAUUGAGCUGUGCCCAUUUGGGGACCAACAUACUGCAGCGCUUCCUGAAGGGGAACAAGGCUGCGUGCUUUCUCGGGCGCAGAACUGUUUGCGGGUCCCGCUACAGCAUAUAAAGCACUUCGCUUCUCAGGGUGAUGUCGCUGCAAGUGAGACGUGCUGCGACACUUCGUCGAAAAACCCGGUUGUGGCGCAGCUGGUUACGGGGAUACGUGCGCAACCUCGGGGUGAUGGACUUUUAUCAUCUUGUCGCAGCGCAGCAGGACUGCACUUUUCUCGGGCACAACAUAGUUCGCUGGCUCUAAGCUGCAGUGGCCCUGGGGAAAGUUUGGCAGCAAGAGGACCAGCAGGAUCAUCAUCAGAAGCAGCAGCAGGAAGCAGCAACUGGGCAUUUAACAAAACAGACGGAGCCCCUACUGGAUCGCAAAGCCGCGUAGCAUUGAAACAAAACUCGAGCGAGCUAACGGGAAGCACUCAAAGAGAAGUCAGGGAAAUGCAACGUGAUUGCGGGUUUCCGCGUGUCGCUUUUUGUGAGCCAUUGCCGCCGGGAGGUCACCGAACCAACCAAAUGGGGGAUGCCCGAGCGGCCCCCUCCACCUUAAGACAAAACUGUCCAGCAUUUCUCGCGAGUAGUGGUGAAGACGGUCAGGCAGGCAUAGGAGGACCAGGGCCAUCACCUGCAGGAUCUGCAGUAUCAGCGGUUAGAGGAGGACUUCCAGCGAAUGCGCCACCUGCGGAGCGUCUACCAUCUAUUGGCGGAUCACGGGUGACCCGCAGUCAGACAGCAGCUGCUGCGCUGACCGAGGUGGUCCGAAUCGAAGAUUCUUCUGACGAAGAGGAAGGACGGGCGGUCGCUCACAAGCAGGACGUCAAUGCCUCUGAAGGGGAGACUCACGACAAUGCUCAGCCCACAACUAAAGCUGCGCAUGCAAGGAAUGUCUUCAGUUCCUUGUCUGGACUUCCCCGGGGUGCCAUGGAAGGUGGAACGGAAGCGGCGACUGCUUUUCUUAUAUUGGUGGCAGCACUGGUUUGGGCGGACGGGCACUGUUGUGUGCUUAGUGCCGAAGCCCUCAAUAGGGCUGCAGCAGAGUGUGCAAUGCUGAAGCCGCACCAGCAUUACCGGAGCAGCAAUGGAGGGGUAUCAGCUUCAACAGAUGAAGCCAACAGAAUAGCAGCGGAUAGACGUGAGGACACAGGGAAUGGGGUGCUGGUGUUGCAAGCAAGCCCUGAGGAGGGCGGCAUUUCGCUUGAUCUGUGGCAGCCGCUCCCAGAAUCGGCUCCGGCGGCUCCAGAAGCCGGGCAAAAGGUAUGUUCUGGGGCCUCGCAUGACAGGCCAGCUGAGUUGACUUCCAAUGACGGCCUAGUCGGCAUCCUUUGUUUUCACAAGAGCAUAAUUUCUCAUGUAAGGUGGAUACGCCUCGCCGCUGCAGCGGCUUUUCCAGACGUCCAGAAGUCAAAGCUGGGCGAAGAGAGAGGGAUAGAUGGCGACUACACUAGUUGCAGCAAAACAGUGCGUUGCUGCUGCUGCCGUGGGGGUAGUACAGGCCGCAGGAGCCUGCAUGCAAAGGACAAGGACAGGAAGCAUAAAAGAACACGCAUAACGAAGGCACAAGCUAAACAUGGAGAGGAACAAGCCGGCAUCAGUUUUCACCAUAGUAGCGACCGACGCAAUUUGCAGACCACUGUUGACAACAGCAGUUGCCAUCCAGAAAAGACUGUUCCACCAGUUCUCAAUCUAUUAGCCCUAAGUAGUGAUGUUGCUGCCGCGCCGUGCUCCCCGUCGGCAGAUGCAACGCAGCCCAUAAAUGCGCUGCCGCGUGAAGAUACUUUGACAGCUAGAAGUGAUUCGACUGAUGCGGAUGAGAAUGCAGGCCCCAAACCGACGAAAAAGAGGAGACCCAUCACAUGCAAUAAGAGCCUCUCAGAAGAGCCGAAGGAUUGGCAAGAGGCUCUGGGGAAACGGUGUUCAGGUUGCCACCACAGAAGACAAAGCAAGGGUCGCAGCACAAACAAGCCGGCAAGUUCUACUCAGAGUAAGCCGAGCCACAAGUGCAGACGGGAAAGAAAGGAACGGGAUUCUAGGGAGGAAGGGUCGCUUUGGCAGGGAAUUACUACUAGGGGUUGCUCCAGCCCUCUCCAGUCCACCGGAUCCUUUUUAAUGGAAAAGGAGCAUAUGCACUGGAUUCCUACCCCGCGCAAUGCCCUGAUUGUGACAGAUGGAAAGCCUUUGCUUCCGACGUGCGGCAUGGCGCCUUCAUUAACAUCCACCCAGUGCGACGCUAAGAGGGAUGAUGCAGCAAGUAGGGGCAAGAGGGACAGCAGCAGCAAUUGGCCCGGCAAUUCUGGCAGCGCGGAUGAUCAGGAUGUGGCGCGUGAGCAGUAUUUAGCCGAGAGACCCUCGAAAUUUGAAGAUAUUUUGGCACUGUGCCCUGGUGGAAGCAAAGAAAAGCAGCCAAGGCAGAGACGGGAGGCACGGGAACACCGAAAGGAAAUUCGACCCCCGGAUGCGCCUGCCCGUGAAUCGAAACUCCAUUGCGGCCACAAUCUUAGCUGUAGCAAAUGCCGAAAGGCCUCCGCCCGCCACUCCUCUUCACAGACAGACCAUACUGUUCCCGUCCUCUGCGUGGAGCUUCAGCAGUCUCAAGCAAACCGGUUACACUGCAGUGAUCUGCUUCAAAAGGUACUUGAGCAGGAAUGGAAGAACAGUAUGUGCUGCCACGCUUCAUCCCUUCAGGAGGGGCCUCACAGCACAGGAAAUCCACACGGCUCGCUGCGCAAGGCCGGUCCCCAGAACCCCGCAGCGCACACCAGAAAUUCCAGGCACGGCAGCUCACAUGCGCAAAGCGAAGUGAAUAGUAAGAGCAGAAAGAGUAGGGGGAACAGCGACAGUAGCAGCAGCACCAGCAGUCCCAGCAUCAAUAGGGACAGUUUUGGCGGCAGUCCCAGCAUUAGCAGCAGCUUCAACAGCAACAGCAACGGCGAAAUGGCUCAUGGGCAUUGCCAUGUCUCCAGGAAGUCUCUCACGGAAGGCGGGCACGGGGCUACUGACGGACCUCAGUCCCCCGGCACCGGCAAGCGCACCUCUAGGUCCAGAUCAUCCGCUCACAAACACGAACGCAGCAGCAGUUCACGACGACGCUGCAGGAGCAGCAGCAGCAGGCGGAAGAAAGCACGACCUGAAGUAUCAUCCACCUCAACUGUAGCAGCAAUGGUUGCUGGCUGCAGGAAGGCUUUGUGCCAAAGUCCAGUGAGGAAGUCGUUGCUGCAGCGCGAUAAUGGUGGCGAUGGCACUACUGGCAGUAGCCCCAAGCAGCUCACCCAGGAUAUAUCCAGGAACAUCGCAGGCUCUGUUGGAAGUUUCACCGACGGCGGCGCUCAUCAAAUGCUUAAUAAUAAGGAUGGCAGCAGUACAGAGGUCGUGCGAUCCGCACCAGCUGUGGGCCUCUCGAUGACAGGAGAGAAAGCCGCUCUCGCCAUCAAAGCAAUUGACGAAUCUUCUCCAAGGAUGCCGACGGGAGACCCUGGGAAAAGGGGCCCCUGGUUACUCCUCUGCAUUGGCCCUGCCUUGCACGUCGCUCCCUCAGAAAAAUACACCACGGCAGGAGGGGGAAACCAGAGUUGCUCACAGCUUGUUGAGGCAGAGAUGGUUGUGCACGAUGCAAGUUGUUCACCCCCUGGAGACCAGGGUAGCAGCAAAAGCGGGGCCAAGGAGGAGGAAGUUCCAGCUGGCUGCAAGAAGGACUUUUUGUCUCUCUUUGAGAUUCUGCGUCCAUCUGAUAUAGAAGCUGGAGCCAUUCUCGACCGAUUUCGGAUGGCAGGGGCAGCUGGUGAACCAGCGGAUGUAGCUGAUCUUGCUGCGUUCUUCAUAGGAUGCAUCACAGAGCAUAAAGAUGCGCCUGCAGAAAAUCAAGAGAACGGCAGUAAGCACCUGCCAGAAGUCGUAUCGCACGUUUCCAGGGUGUUGCGCAGAUUUUUAGUGAGUAGUCUUGGGCCGUGGAAAGCACUGUGCAGGGGCAAAAGGGCCGUUCCCAGUUUUUCGGUUGAGCGCUUGGCGUCGUCUUGGAGGGCGAGAAGGCUUCGGGCUGCUGUGGAUUCAUCGAUAACCGUCGGAAGUGAGGACCUACGGAAUUUGUCGUUGGAGCCUGCAGCACCACUUUGCAGAGCUGCAGGGGACAGUGCAGGCGUCAAGGGGCAGUCACCAGCAAAACCAGCGGCGGCUGCAUCCCCUCCCGUAUUUGACCUGCUGCUAGACGACAGAACUUUACGGCGCCUCAGCGAAAAGGAGUUCUUGGACGAUACUAUUAUCGAUUUCUGUCUGGGGUUUAUUGUUGACCAUAUUCUGACGCCGGAGGAGCGGGUGCGUGUGCAUAUUUCCAACACUUUUUUCCUCUCUGCCCUCAUGGAGCAGAGAUGCGAAAUGGAGGCGCACAGCCGCUUGACUCGAUGGCUAAAGAAAGAGCUCACGCCCCUGCCCAAGAAGGACUUUAUAUUUAUUCCUGUCCACCACAAGCACCAGCACUGGAGUCUUGCCGUAGUAGUUUACCCGUGGCGCGCCCUCAACCCCUCCCAAGCCAACACAGCUUGUGGGACUGUACGGAUACCUUCUGAAAAAUCUGUGUGUAAACCUGGGACCAGCAGGCCCUUGGGUGGUGUCCAACAGACUUACCCACUGGAUGUUUGUGCCCAUCAAGCUAGCUCCAAGGGGUCACCGAGAAGCCCUGAGGCAGGAAGGGUUGGGUCCUCUCCACUCGGGAAAUGCCGUGGGGCUGAUGCAGGGCAUGCACCGGCUUCCUUGAAGGCCCCUGGUACGCACGCACAAAGGCCGUCGUGUGAGAAGGCUCGGCUGUUUCACGUGGACUCCAUGGGUCUCCGGAGCGUCUUUGAUCGCUGCCGUGGCCGGCUCAAAAGGUUUUUGCGGCAAGAGUUCGAGCAUCGGUGUGGUGGUGAGCUGAAGAGCGGCGAGAGGGUGGAGCUGUGCACGGAUAGUUGCUGUUGGCACGAUGGCCAUAGCUGCACCUUGCACACACCACGCCAGCAGAAUGGGUACGAUUGUGGUGUGUUUGUAGUUGAGUAUGUGCAUUUUUUAACGCGCAACCUCAAUGCUAUCGAGACACUCCUUGUAGGCCCAUCGCGUGAUUGUCAGUCGCAUCGCUAUGCUCAACAGCCUGCAGCUUGCACGAUGACGUCUAGUACCUACGGGUUCCGUGGCCGUGCUGAUACUGCAGUUGAGAUGACUAGAAACAAGGGCAAAUUGCUCGAAGCUGCUUUAGGCUUCCACUGUCCAUGCAUGGAAGCUGGCUCUCCAGCGCAGAUGCCCCCAGAUGCCCGAUCAGCAUUUGGGCUACCUUACAAUUUGACAGCUCGUUUGAAUGAGCUGCGGCAGGCGCACACAGCACUACUUGGGUCCCCGAACACUCAAAACUCCAGGCAGCGCGCGCUGCUGCUCCAGACAGGCGUUCCUCUAACGCCACUCAGCGCGUCUCAGGGACAAAGCGCAACUCAGGAACUAACUCCCCAGCCAGAGACUGGGCUUCAUGGCGGCCAUCAUUUGACAGGACUCAUUCGGCUUCCAGACACUGAUGGGAUUGGGGAGUCAAAGCAAAGAUGCAUCAUGUGGGGCCCUUUACCGCUUUGCAUCAGCAAACGGCGGUCGUCCCACACGAAGUGGUUUUCACAGGACCGCGUUACUGAAAGGUGA
Molecule: messenger RNA, 5724 nt
Organism: Eimeria acervulina
Lineage: Eukaryota; Apicomplexa; Conoidasida; Eucoccidiorida; Eimeriidae
Product: ulp1 protease family, C-terminal catalytic domain-containing protein, putative
Exons: 3
Coding region: 1-5724 (1907 amino acids)
Biological process (GO): proteolysis
Molecular function (GO): cysteine-type peptidase activity
Source: RefSeq, a predicted model, not a curated record